This is a messenger RNA of Moneuplotes crassus, 2310 nucleotides long. The record is from the annotation of a GenBank genome assembly. Lineage: Eukaryota; Ciliophora; Spirotrichea; Euplotida; Euplotidae.
UUGUAUAAUUAUAAUUUAUAAUUUUUCCAAGUGUGAGUAAAAAUGCCAAGAUCAAAAAAGAACAAGCAGUUCAAGAACACAAUGAAGAUGAAUGACACGAUAAAUGAAUUGGGAAGACACCUCUUCACCUCAUCUCGUGUUAGUUGAAAAGUCACAAUGGAAGGUUGCUCCAUUUCAAGCAUGCAUGCCUUGAAAGAGAUCAUGAGCAGCACAGGAUGGGAAGCAGGAAAUCCCAUGGAUCUUAUGAAUGAUGACAAGAUGUUCAAAGCUGAUAAAGAAAAUGUGGUUAGAGUCACUACUAAUCUGUCAGAAGAUGACAGUGAGACUGAUAAUACCUUAGGAGAUAGCAUUACUUCCGAAAACCUCCUAAGACAUUCCUCAGGUUUGCUAAACUCACCCCCUAAGUUAUCAAAGGAUUAUAAGAGGUUCAGCCAAGAGCUGCCUGCGGAUCAAGAUCUUAGUGAAAAUAUCCAAAAUUUGCCUCCAGUUAAGAUCCUAGAUGCGAAUGAAAAACUAAGUGAACUCGAUAGUGAAGGCUACAGAGCGAUUUGGGCUAGACUCAUGUACAAUGAUGUCUAUAGCAUGAGAAGAACUAAGCACUGGGUCCGCAUUGAAGAAGAGAUUGACACUUCUAACACCUGAGAUAUCGCUGGAACUUACUACCAGAACGUGAUGGGAAUGGUGGAUACAGACCAUCUCAAAUCAAAUUUCAGUGAAAGAGAUGAUAUAGCUCUCAGCAUGCUCCUUAACAAAGUUUAUUCAGAGAAAAGUUAUUAUUACAACAAGUUCCAGGAAUGAGCAAGUGAAGCACUUGAGUUUGUCAAAAGCAUUGUUGGAGAACGAUGCGUUGAAUCCUUAAUCAGUAUUCUUAUUUUAUGUGUCCUCAGAGGAGUUCGAGAGAGAAGAAGAAUUGUUUUACACCACAUAAAAGAUCUCGUUGUAUGAGAGAAGAAGAUUGAACAAAAGAAACUUUUUAAGGUUAUGAUGCUCAAGCCUUUCAAAGGAUCCGAAGCAUUGUAUAAGAAGUUCUUAAAACAAUUUAUGACAACUAUGGUAAUUUUAGUCAAAGGAACUCAAGCAUUGCUAGAAAUGUUCCAGUAUUUGACAACAAACUCUGAGCCUAGCAUCGCAGAUUAUGACUUCAAGAACUUGGGCAAGGUUUUAUUUAAUGGAAUAAUAUACAACAACCCCUUAGUGCAGGAGUGCCUAAAUGAAAUUGACAGAGAAUUGCCAGGACAACCAAUAAUCCUCUGCAGCUCAUACGAGUCAUUAAGUGAAGGUGAAACUCCUCAAAAACCAGAGUUAGAGUACAACUCAAUCAAGGUUCAUAACUACAUGAGGUUAAGCGAUGGAGAAAAGUCGGAGUUUAUUUUAUUUAUUCUGAAGACCAAGGCAGUGAAAUUCAAAGAUAUCGAGAUCACGAAUAGGAGGCCUUUCACUAGUAAAGAUUUUAGAGAUUUAAUGAUAAAUCCUCAAGCAGAUCUUUAUGGAGUAAAAUUCCCUGAACCAAAGCAGCAGUCACAAUCAUAUAGACACUUCGUUAGGCUCUUUAGGUAUAAAACCGAAAAUAAGCCUAUACUAAAAGGAUGGAAGAGGUUUAGAUCUGACUCGUAUUCCUCAAGUGACAACUUAAGUGACCAAGAUUUUCCACAUGAAAUAUUUGAAAGCGACAUCCCAACUUCCCUUAUAGAUGAUAAGUACGGACUGGACGACGACCACACCAAAGAACCCAUCCCAUGCAAGAACCAACCCACAAAAAUCGAAGAAAUCAACAACGGCUUCGAAGAACUCCUCAGAGAAGAAGAGAAGAAAAACCUUGAAGAAAAGAUGAUGCAGGAAGAGCAAAAGAAGCGCCAAGAAAAAGGCAAGAAGAAGAAAAAGAAGAAGAGGAACAAGAGGAAAAACAAGAACAAAAAGGACGAUACUGUUAAUAAAAGCGCUGCGAAGAAGGAAGUCGAGAAAGAGAUAAAACAGGAAAGAACCAAGGUUAAUGAGAAACCUCAGGGGAGACAACAAGGGAAACCCCAUAGGAGAAAGGAAGUGCAGGAGGUCUUUUAUGAGGACUGUGUGGUUAUAGAGGAGUUUAAUAAGCGUACUUUGGAAGACCUGACGGAUGAGAUGUUUGAGAAGCAGUUUGAAGAGUUUACAGAAAACCUUUCUCAUAAGUUCUUCUCGAAAGAGGAUAAGAAGAAGUUUAAUAAGACUUAUGGAACCAAAAUAAAACCGAAUAUUAUAUCUGGAUGGAUCAGUGCACUUCAGAAUAAGAUUGGGAAGUAUUUAGGAAUUGACUGAGUUCCAUUAUGAUCUUAA